Molecule: messenger RNA, 1326 nt
Organism: Fibroporia radiculosa
Lineage: Eukaryota; Fungi; Basidiomycota; Agaricomycetes; Polyporales; Fibroporiaceae
Exons: 2
Coding region: 1-1326 (441 amino acids)
Biological process (GO): protein phosphorylation; intracellular signal transduction
Molecular function (GO): protein serine/threonine kinase activity; ATP binding
Source: RefSeq, a predicted model, not a curated record
AUGACUAUUUUUCCUAAAACCACCUCCGCCUCGCUGAUCCCCGAUAUGGUCAACCAGAUCAUUGACGAUGGUCGCUUAGAGUUGGUCGAGAAGCUCGGAGAGGGAGGCUACGGCGUCGUCUAUCGCGCCAUUGUCAUCGAGUCAACGUCCUCGUUGAAGCCAACGGAAUAUGCCGUCAAGAUCCUCGCGAAGGCCUGUGAGCGUUCGCGUGAAUGGCGUCUCCAGCGACGGGAAAUCGCUGCUCACACACUCGUUUCGGAUCAUCCAAACAUUCUCACCCUACAUCAAGUCAUUGAAGAUGAUAACUUCAUCUAUCUCGUCGUGGACUAUUGUCCCGGCGGCGACUUGUUCAGUGCCAUCAUCGACCGCCACGCGUAUUCCGAGAACGAUGACUUGGUGAAGAAGGUCUUCGUGCAAAUCCUCGACGCCGUUCAUUCAUGCCAUGAGAAGGGCAUCUACCAUCGUGAUCUCAAGCCUGAUAAUAUCCUCUGCAUGAAUGAAGAGGCGUCAGAGAUUGUCUUAGGAGAUUUCGGAUUGUCAACGAAAUCCCGCACGAGCACGACCUUCGGGUGUGGAAGCUCGAACUACAUUAGUCCCGAGUGCAUAGGGAAGGAGUGCAGAUACCGUCCAUACUCCCCCCGUAUCGCGGACGUUUGGGCACUUGGUGUCAUACUGGUCAACAUGAUCGCUGGCCGUCACCCAUGGAAUAACGCUGCCACGGACGACAAGUGCUUCAUGCGCUUUAUGGUCAGGCCCGGAUUUCUACGCAAGAUGUUGCCCAUCUCCAGAAGUGCCAAUACGAUCCUGCGAAGGAUUUUCACUCUCGAUGCCGGCUUGCGCAUCACCAUCCCAGAGCUGCGCACGGCAAUUCUGAAGGUCGAUACCUUUUUUAUGGCCCAGGACGAGAUCGAGAAGGGAAAUCGGUUCCUGCGGUUCGCCGCGGCCGCCUAUGCUGCAGAUCGAGCCGACACCGUCUGCUCCGCUGCCAUCACGGCGUUGCGCGAGGACAACGAAAUUCAAAUUGGAUCUGAGCACAUAGCAGAUGAAUUCAUCGCGGAAGACGCUCAGAGCCACCUUAGAAUCGCCGGAGGUGCAGGCACCACUGCCUUCGACUCUGAGUCUGAAUCCGAGUCGGGCGAGGAUAGCGACGGGCUCAUCACCCCAGAGAGCCAUGCUCAGGAUUCUGCAAGUCUAGUGAAGGUUUCCAAGGUGUCAGACGGGGCAGACGUGGGUAUCGUGGACUCGCCAGUGAUCAGAAAAAAACAUGAGCAUAUUUUGCCUGUAGAAUCACUUAUAAAGCGUCUCAAACACGUGGCCUUACGAUAG